Molecule: messenger RNA, 2564 nt
Organism: Notolabrus celidotus (New Zealand spotty)
Lineage: Eukaryota; Metazoa; Chordata; Actinopteri; Labriformes; Labridae
Gene: tpx2
Product: TPX2 microtubule nucleation factor
Exons: 17
Coding region: 157-2313 (718 amino acids)
Biological process (GO): activation of protein kinase activity; regulation of mitotic spindle organization
Cellular component (GO): microtubule; spindle
Source: RefSeq, a predicted model, not a curated record
ACAAACCAAUCAGCGACGAGCUGGGGAACAGCCGAUUGCUAUUGGCUGUUUUAAAAAGGAAGCAAAUUUAAACGUUAACGGUCUGACUGCAGUUUCUGCUGCUUCUCUCCGUGAACAGACAUCUACGGUGAAUCGACGCUAACACAGUUGGGGAUUAUGGCGGAAAGUGACUCCGGUGAUAACGGUGAACGUUAUGAGUUUGACGCCCCGUCUCAUGUGGUCGACCUGAAGGAGCUGGAGAAUGCAGAAAAUGAAGAUAUAUGGUUUGAACAACAGGCCGGUGUGCCAAACAGUAACCUUCAAACACCGGGAGUCGACCGACAUUUCAUGAGGAGGGAGUCUCUCAACCUGCCCAGAGCCAUAGUCGCUCCUCAGGUCAAGGCGGAUGUGGAGUCAGAGCCCAGUACGUCCACAGCUCAACCUUCAAACGUGGUGACCUCCUGGGGCGGUGCAGCUUCUGCUCAGAAUGGAGCCCGGCCUAAAACCAGGGCCUCUAAUCAACCCCCUGCCCAGCCAUGCAGGGUUUCAAAACGUAAAUCCAACGCUGUGGCUGCACCGCCUUUAAAGAAACAGAAGAAGAGUCCUGUUGCUCGACCAGCCCGAAAAAGCACAAGCAUGCGCCGCAGGACCGUCCAGAUGAAUAACAGGACGGCUUCAGCUACCCGCACAGCAGCUCCACCACCUGCAAACAAUGAGCCAAGCACUUCUGAGGAACAGGAGCUGGAACGUAUCAAGACCCUGCAGAGGGAGGUCGCUCUGCAUCGCAAGAAGAACGAGGCCAGCUACAAAGCUGCUCUGGCCGGUGAUCAACUACCAAAGAAGAUGGUCCUCUCAGCGACAGUGCCUCAAGAAUUCCACUUCAACACAAACACUCGCUCCAAGGCGGCCGCUUCAGCCAACGCAGCUCACAGGGAGGUGGAUUUCAUCUCCCAGCUUCGCAAACCCUCCUCCCCUGCAAAGGCUCUGAGAGGUGCCACAGUGCCCAAACCCUUCAACCUGUCGACGGGCACCAAUAGAAAUAAGGAGGAGCCGGGUGCUUACGUGCCCAUGGCUCAGCAGAUUGCACAGUUCCAGAAACGAACUCCUGAACGCUACCGACUGCGCAGCCGCCAGAGUCAGGCGAGAGGUCCAUCCCCUGUGAAGGGCGUCCACCUGAAACUCACCCAGCCCCACACCCCUCACCUGAUAACCAACCAGAGGACCCGGGCACCCAGCGUUAAGAGCAGUGCUGAGCUGGAGGCGGAGGAGGUGGAGAAACUUAGCAAGUUCAAAUUCAAGGCCUUGGAGCUGAACAGGAAGAUUCUCGAGGGUGUCGAAGGCCUAAAGAAGCCAACAGUGAAAGAGCCGACGGUCCCUGAAGGCUUCGAGCUGCAGAUUGAAAAGAGGCUUCAGGAGAGACAAGCCACCAAACCCCAGGAAGACGAAGAGAAGCUGCACGCAUUCAAGUCCCAGCCACUUCCCAAGAAGAUCCUGGAGGGAGUGGUGGGAUUACCAGAGAAGAAGGUUCUCCCUCCAACUAUCCCAGAGUCUCCAGCUUUUGCCCUGAAGAAGAGGAUUCAUGUAGAGCACAAAGUCGAGGAGGUAAAACGGCCAUCACCUAUCAAGGCUCCUCCUGUGCCUCACUUUGGCCUCCCCUUCCAGCCCCGGCUCCCAGAGAACCACCAUGUAGAGGUCUGUCCAUUCUCCUUUGAGGAGAGGGAGCGAGAGAGGAGGGCACUGAAGGAAAGGAGACUGGAGGAGAGGAGAAAUGAAGAGGUCCCACAGUUUAAAGCUCAGCCUCUCCCCGACUUCGAUGCUGUGAUGCUCCCGGAGAAGAAGAAGCUGGAGCCCACAAAAACUGAGCCAUUCAGACUGCGGCUGGACGAGCGAGGAGCGGUGAAGAACAGCCGCUGGGAGCAGAUGGUGAAAGAGGAGCAGAAACAACGGGAGGAAGCCACAGUAUUCAAAGCAAGACCAAACACCGUCACUCAUAAAGAGCCUUUCCAGCCUAAGAAGGACAGCCGCAAUGUAGCAGAAGGCAUUUGCUCUUCCACAGUGACCGAGGCCUUCGAGCUGUCGACGGAGCGCAGGGCCCGGGAGCGGCAGGAGUACGAGCAGCUGGCCUGCGAGAAGGAGGCUCUGAGGGCACUGAUGGAGGAGGAGCAGAGACGAGAGGAGGAGCAGAGGGAGAAGGAGGAGGUUGCCAGGAUGCGGCAUGAACAGGUUCACAAGGCUCAGCCCAUCAGACACUACAAACCUGUAGCUCUGAAGAAGAGUGAACUUCCUCUCACCAUUCCGCACUCACCGAACUUCUCUGACCGUUUCCGUUUGUGAUCGUGCUCUCUGUAGAAACCUGCAUUUUUACUUUUUAUAUCUUAUCUAUUUUAAGCAAAAGUCCUGAACUGUUGCCUCUCUUUCCCUGUCGGUCAGAUUUCUGACUGUGAACUUGUACAAAGACGUGAAUUUGAAUUGACUGAAGCUCUGUUUUGUCUGUUCUCUGAGCUUUAGAUUUUAACCACAUGCUGUAUAUUCUUUCCCUGUUUUCUUUAUUAACACCUCUUCUAAUAAAACGUUCUUAAAAUGAA